Leptosia nina is the source of this 1047-nucleotide messenger RNA. Lineage: Eukaryota; Metazoa; Arthropoda; Insecta; Lepidoptera; Pieridae. The record is from the annotation of a GenBank genome assembly.
AUGGCAAAUCAUUACGAGGUACCCAGUUGGGCUGGGAAGCCUCCAACAGGACUUCAUUUAGAUGUAUUGAAAGGUGAUAAACUGAUCCAGAAGCUCAUGAUAGAUGAAAAGAAAUGCUACCUCUUUGGUAGGAAUCCUCAAAUGAAUGACUUUUGCAUAGACCAUGCAAGUUGUUCCAGAGUCCAUGCAGCAUUUGUAUACCAUAAACAUCUGAACAGAGCCUUCUUGGUUGAUCUGGGAAGUACCCAUGGAACAUAUAUUGGCAAAUUACGUUUGGAAGCCAACAAGCCUACUCAGCUGCCUAUUGACUCUAAUUUUCACUUUGGUGCAUCCACAAGAAAUUAUAUCAUAAGAGAACGACCAACAGGCAAUUCUAGAGGAAUAAUGGAGGAGUUACCCAACACAGAAACUGAGGGUGCACUUUUAGGGCUUCCCGAGACACAGACUGAAUUAGAUAACCUUACAGAAUUCAACACAGCUCACAACAGAAGGAUUUCUAUGUUGGGUAUACCGACUAAUGAUGAUGCAGAUGUUAUUAAGCCUCCAACAGGUACCAAAAGGUCUGCAUCCAUGCCUGGUGGUGUCCCCAAGAAGCAGAAGCGCAAUGUCUCUUUCAAUGAGGAAGUUGACAUCAUUAAUCCAGAAGAUAUCGAUCCAUCUGUUGGAAGAUUCCGUAAUCUGGUCCGGUCUACCAUAGUGCCUAAUUCGAGUGUUUCCUCUAAGAGGAUUAAACUUCAGAAUCCUGAUGAAAGUCAUGUUCAUCAUUCUCUUCGACUGCAGGAGAUAACCCGAAGUACCAACUUGUAUUCAGAUUUACCUGCGCCGACGUCUUCACCAUUCAGUCUCAUUGGAGCCAGAUUGGGUAUAUCGCUACCAAACCCAGCACCAGAUGUGGAGUUAGAAGGACCAGAACCUCAUCUCAAUAUACACCCGCCUCUACCGAACUCUGCCCCGGAAGAAGGCGGUGCCCCCAACGAGCCGAAAAGGAAGAAGUACGCAAAGGAGGCGUGGCCGGGACGAAAACCCGGGCUCAUAUCAGCCGUGUGA